Messenger RNA from Xiphophorus couchianus (Monterrey platyfish), 1454 nucleotides. It is a transcript of the gene tslig2, whose product is annotated as chromosome 7 C2orf49 homolog. Gene Ontology annotation, biological process: embryonic morphogenesis. Bases 48 to 623 code for a protein of 191 amino acids. Gene Ontology annotation, cellular component: tRNA-splicing ligase complex. The transcript is spliced from 4 exons. Lineage: Eukaryota; Metazoa; Chordata; Actinopteri; Cyprinodontiformes; Poeciliidae. The record is from RefSeq and is a predicted model, not a curated record.
AGGAGAAGCCAUCGUCGACAAAUCCUCGAAGAAGAAGAGUAGCAACAAUGGCUGCUUCCACAGGACAAAAUAAAGAGAGUGUUUCAACCUCAGAUGCGGACCUCUUACUUCACCCUGAGCUUCUAUCUCAAGAUUUUAUGAGGCUCAUUUUAAAGGAGAGAAAUGUCGGUACCAGAGCCUGUGAAGACAGGGACCGGCUCACAGAGCUCUACCUGCGGCAUGUCAUCCCGCUGCCGCAGAGGACUUUACCCAACAACCGCUGGGGACGGAGGAUGCAGAAGAGCCGCGGGAGACAGACAGCCGCUGGACACAGCUCCUGUAAUGACCAACACAGGAAGAGGCCACUGAUUGUGUUUGACGGGAAGUCCUCUCAGUCGGGCCCGCUGAAAGUGAAGAAACCCGAGGGCACGAAAGUGUCAGCCGGAGUCACAGACAGACUAAAACCUCCUCCUGCUGCAAAUCUUUCCAACCCCAUCCGUAAACUCUCAGGCACUUCAUCGUCGUCUUCCUCGUCCACACAUCGCGGCUCUGAAACCGCAAACCUCAAACAGGACACAGGCGACUCGGGUGCUCUAAAAUCUCCAGAGGUGAAGAAAAAGAUCCAACACAUAACGUGGCCAUGACAUCUGACCCAGCAUAGCAGCUCAGACUCAUCCGUAAAUCUCUCCCCAUCAUCUCUUUUACCUCUCACAGCCUAACCUCUCACGAUUACAGUUUUCCAACUAAAAGAUGUAAUGAGCGGUUUUUUUUGGACGUACAUAAGGACCCCUUUAAUAUUCUUAUUUAUGGUGGACAGAGACGCUCAGGAGAUCAACCCUGCUUGUUGAAGUCAGGAUCUUCCUGGUUGCUUUUUGCAGCCUCAAGUGCCCUUUUUGUCCUCAUAUCCAGCAUCUGUCAUCUCGGUUGUUUUUUUAUUUUUUAAAUUUGAUAAGAAUGACUGUUGAUGAUUUCAUGUAUUUGAUGAAAAUGUGAUUUUUCCUGGUUUAUAAAAAAUACAGAAGAAUCCUACACUUUGAUAUGGAUAGGCAUAUUGAUGCCCCAAUGAGACAGACUUGUUACCCUAAUCACCACAUUGUGUAGCAGUUGAAUCAGUGUCAUUUGGUAACCAAUGGAUUAUUUUCAGUUGUUGCUGUAAUUCCAGUAAGAUCGAGGUUUUAUUUAGUAAUAUUUCUAAAAUCCUUAAUUUAUCAUGCUCAAGGGUUAAAUAGGCAUCAAGCAGAAGGUUUGGGAAAAUUAUGACUACUUUUGUAUAUUGAACGUCAACUGACCCGAGCUUAGAUCCCUGUAAUGCUGUAUUUAUUGGUUAGGAUAAUUUCCCUUUUGUAGUGGAUGUCUUUGAUGUAGACAAAGUUCAUUACAGACACACAGGAAAAAAAUGUUUUCAGCAUUUGUAGAAACAGUUUUUUAAAAUAAAUUCUCAACAAAUCUCUUUGCUGCCUUAAAUCUUGAGGAAA